Messenger RNA from Actinia tenebrosa (Australian red waratah sea anemone), 2709 nucleotides. RefSeq lists its product as uncharacterized. Gene Ontology annotation, biological process: potassium ion transmembrane transport; action potential. Lineage: Eukaryota; Metazoa; Cnidaria; Anthozoa; Actiniaria; Actiniidae. Gene Ontology annotation, molecular function: delayed rectifier potassium channel activity; ligand-gated monoatomic ion channel activity. The record is from RefSeq and is a predicted model, not a curated record. Gene Ontology annotation, cellular component: membrane; voltage-gated potassium channel complex.
CAAGAGGAAACACUGACGUUUUUUAUUUAGAUUGUCAAGUGCACUGAAGAGAAGGCGAAGUUUCUUGUACUUGAACCACUGGUUACAUUGAAAUAACGUCAGUGAAGACGUGAAAGACAUGAAAUUCUGUCUGCUGCUCCAGAGCAACGCCGCAGCAGAAAGCUUGAUUCAAUCUUGAGGAAAGUAACUGGAAAAUGGCGAUGGUAAAAGUGUUGGCGGUCUUCUUCUUUCUCAUUGAAAGUUGUGCAAUUCAGCAAACGUCUGCUGCUCAAAACACCGACUGUCCCACCGAACAACUCAAAGUUACCGCCUUGUUGCUUCCUCCUUAUGUUAUUCAUGUUAACGCGACUACGCACCAAGGCAUUGCUUAUGACUUCAUCAAAAAGGGACUUGAAAGAUGCUUCGAUCAUUGUCAAGUUGGGUCUGUCAGUUGGACAUUCGUAAACAACACGAAAGACCUGGUUGAAAUCGUAACCAACAAAUCUACAGAUAUUGCAUUUCCGAUUACUUCGUAUGUAGAGUAUGAACUUGAGAAGAGCGAAGACUGGUUUUCGGAAAAUCAUUCGGAUUUUGUAUUUGAAGAAAUGAUGGAGUCCCCUGGAUUGUCUCAUGUUAUACAUACUGAGAAUUUCAAUCAUAAAGCCAGAAUGCAUAUUGUGUCUAAUUUGUUGGAGAUUUGGCCGAUAGUUGUGUUUUGUUUGUUACUUGCGGGUACGUCUGGUAUUUUUGUCUGGGCUUUGGAAUACAGAAUCAACCGCUCCCAAUUCCCAAAGAAUUUUUUCACUGGUUCUUACGAAGGUUUCUGGUGGGCUUUUGUCACCAUGACAACAGUUGGAUAUGGCGACAAAACUCCCAAAUCAGUGUGCGGACGACUGUUCGGGGUGUUAUGGAUUCUAAUCGGUCUAGUAAUCAUCGCAGUGUUUACUGCUGGUGCUACUAAUUCUCUCAACGCUGGCAUCACGUACUACGAAUCUGGGAUAAAAGGAAAACAUAUUGGAGUUCUUAAGUAUUCCGAGGCAGGUAAUGUUGGAGUGAAGAAUGGAGCGGAAAUAUCAGAGUAUGAUAAUUUCAAAUCGAUGCACAAGCACCUAGACGAGGACAAACUGGACGGACUUCUUAUCGACCGAUACGAGGCGGCGUUCCUACUCGACAAAUGGCAUAGAAAAGAUCUUCGAGUUCUGGACACAAUUGAUAAGGAGAUCAGUUACAAGAUGGUUCGUUUGUAUGACAGGAAUACGGCGCUUGGGAAUAAUAGCUGUUUUCAAGGAAGGAUUCUCAGGCACACCAGAUUGACUCAAAACCUUGUGAAUUUGUAUAUAAAGCCGAUUAGGGCAUUCAACAUCGCACAACACUCGGUUGGUAUCUUUUCUAGUACAGCACCUUCAACCAUGAUCACUGCUGCCGUGUUCAGUGGAACGUUUGCGUGCCUGAUCAUCUUAGGAUCAAUUUACCAGUUAAUUUAUCGCAGAUGUGGUCUCUCGCGUAGAAAAACGUAUAAUGCUGAAGAUGAAAUGAUAAACAUGCAUUCCCUUAUGCUAAAAGAAUUGGGCGAAAGCGUCAAAACGUUAAUUGAGGAUCUUGACAAACUAAGAAACAAGCUUCAUAAACUAGAUGCCAAAGAGCUAUGUGAGAAGAAAAUGAACGGGCAUGCGGCGAACAUAACGAUUUAUUCCAGAAGCCAUGAGAAUGAAUAAUCUUAAGUGAAAUGUUUAAAAUUCUACAAGAGACUCUCUGUUUACCUGUCUGAAACGGGACACGCAAAUUAUUUAUGAACCAUUCCUCUUUUUCUUUAUACUUUUAUAUCAAACGGCAUAAAUUUUUAUUUUUCUAAAAAACACAAGACAUUUCAGUUGACAUAUUUUAUGUUAUUUAGUUAGUUACAUUUAAUUACUAAAUGAAAUAUUGAGAAAGUGGCCAUCAGUCUGCAUUCGAAAGCUCUCUUUAACCUCUCCAUUCCCCAAUCACUGUAGGGGCAGGCAAUGAUGGUUGCAGUCCUCUUAGGGUUGAAAAUAUUUUCGAUGCAAAAGUCAGUAUGUAAAAUGACUUCAUAUCUUUUAGGGUCAAGAGUUUUUUCUCUUUAUUGAACAAAAAUGGAUGAAACAAAGAGUUCGAUGCACCCAAGUGGCUAGUCCAAUGAAAUUUAGGCUUAUAAAAUCAAUCAAAUAUGGUCAUACCUUUUAGGGGUGUAAAAUCAACAUGGCUUCAACAGCUCUCUCAAUUCAUACUGUAUAGACCUUUUAGGGAUCAUUUUAUGGGUGGUACUAUAGUGGUUUACUGCUCGCCACUCACUGCUUUGGUCCAGGUUUGAGCCCCGGCUCUGACUGGAUCAUAUGUGUGUUGAGUUUGUUUAAUGUUUUGUUCUCUCCAUUUCCACGAGGAUUUUCUCCGAGUUCUCCAGUUUCCUCCUUCCAUAAAAAUCAACAUGUGAGUUGAGUGUUGAAUAUUGUAAAUAUAGAAUGUAGUGGAAGUGCAUGAGGAGGGAACCUCAUGGAAGAGCCCCAUACAGGUAGUGGUGGUUGUAAAAUGUAUAAUAUGCAUUUUCAAAACUGACUGCCAAUCACCCCUACCACUUUGACAAUGGGACUACUCUCCCCGGACCUAAAACAUGCAAUCAUGUAACAAUAAAACUGCCAGAUAUAGAAAGUCACAGGCCCUGUAAGCUAAGACCUGUCUAGAUUUAAAAGAUUAAAAUAUGUACAUUUACAACAA